This is a messenger RNA of Dipodomys spectabilis (banner-tailed kangaroo rat), 453 nucleotides long. It is a transcript of the gene Fabp2, whose product is annotated as fatty acid binding protein 2. The record is from RefSeq and is a predicted model, not a curated record. Gene Ontology annotation, biological process: fatty acid transport. The coding region runs from base 6 to 404 and encodes 132 amino acids. Gene Ontology annotation, molecular function: fatty acid binding. Gene Ontology annotation, cellular component: nucleus; cytosol. The transcript has 4 exons. Lineage: Eukaryota; Metazoa; Chordata; Mammalia; Rodentia; Heteromyidae.
AGAACAUGGCUUUUGACGGUAGCUGGAAGGUAGACCGGAGUGAAAACUAUGACAAGUUCAUGGAAAAAAUGGGUAUCAACAUGGUAAAAAGGAAGCUUGCAGCUCAUGACAAUUUGAAGCUGAUAAUUACACAGGAAGGAAAUAAAUUCACAGUCAAAGAAUCAAGUACUUUUCGAAACAUUGAAAUUGUUUUUGAACUUGGUGUCACUUUUAAGUACAGCCUAGCAGAUGGAACUGAACUCACUGGGAGCUGGGCCAUUGAAGGAAACAAACUUGUCGGAAACUUCCAACGCGUGGACAAUGGGAAGGAGCUGAAGACUGUUCGCGAAGUCAUGGGCAGUGAGCUAGUCCAGACUUAUACAUAUGAAGGAGUAGAAGCCAAGAGGAUCUUUAAGAAGGAAUAAGCGUGGUUCUUGGGACACAGCUUAAAAUACAAAUUGGACAGAAGAUCUA